GGGGAACUGGGGUGCACUGGGGAGCCCCGUGCUGGGCUCCCAGCCCAGGGUGUCCCCCUCGGGCAGCCCUAGGGUGCUCUGGGGGGCUCACACCCAACCACAGCGCUUCCCCCAUUGCUUUGGGGUGCAGAGGUGUGCACCAAGGAGGGCACGGGUGACACACGUGUGCCAGCAGCUGUAGAAGCCAAGGAACAGGAGGGCCCCGCGGUGCCGCCGCCUCUCCCCAGCCGAGGCCCCGGUGCCACCGCCGCGGGUAUUUUUAGCAGUGACAUGUGUCACCUCAGCUGCCACCGCGGCGGGGGGGGGGGAGGCUGCUGCUGACCCUCUCGGCGCUCCCCGCGCUGCCGCCGCCGCUCUCGGCUCGCCGGGAUCCCGGUGCCGGUGUUGGGACAUCGGCACCCACCGCCCCCACCAGCACCGUCCUGCCUCGCCGCCACCAUGGCCAUCUCCUCGCGCCUGGCGCUCUGGGAGCAGAAGAUUCGUGACGAGGACCGGGGGCCACCCCCGUCGGCACCCCCCCUGCUGCUGUCGGUCAUCCCCGGCGGGUUCAUCAAGCAGCUGGUGCGGGAGACCGAGCAGGAGGCCAAGGCGGCGCGGCGGAGGAAGGAGAGCAGGCUGGGCACCAAGGAGGAGCCCGCCGGGAAGGAGGGAGAGAGCCGAGCCGGGGACGGCCCCGCUGCCCGAGGAGGGGCGGCCAGCGAGGGGCCACUGCGGAACGGGCUGAAGGCAGAGGGGCAGGGCGGCGAGGGGGUCACGGCCCCCCCUCACAAGGAGCUGCCCCCUGUGCUGGGGACUGUCCCCAGCAAGACCCCGGCCCCUGCACCUGGCCCAGCAGCGCCUGCCCCCAAACUGGCAGAGACAGCUCCCAAAAAAGCAGAAACAUCCCCCAAAACAGCAGCACCUGCCCCCAAACUGGUGGAGACACCCCCAAAAAGAGCAGAGACCCCCUGCAAACCAGCAGAGACAUCGAAACCAGCAGAAACAUCCCCCAAAACAGCAGAGGCUUCUUCCAAACCAUCAGAGACCACCCCCAAAGCAGCAGAGACCCCUCACCCAGGGGCUCCCAAGGUGGGAAAGCUACCGUGGCUCAGGAAGAACCCCAAGGACACCUUCCUGGGGGGCAGCCCCCCAGCUCCAGCCCCUGCACCCGGCCAGGGCCCCCAGCGUGGCAGCAAAGUCCCAGUGAAGGAAGGGGACACACUCAAGGGGACAGUCCCUGAGAGCACCAAGAAGGAGAAGGGGACAAUCCCUGAGAGCACCAAGAAGGAGAAAGGAACAAUCCCUGAGAGCACCAAGAAGGAGAAGGGGACAAUUCCUGAGAGCACCAAGAAGGAGAAGGGGACAAUCCCUGAGAACAACAAAGAGAAGGGGACAAUUCCUGAGAGCACCAAGAAGGAGAAAGGAACAAUCCCUGAGAGCACCAAGAAGGAGAAGGGGACAAUUCCUGAGAGCACCAAGAAGGAGAAGGGGACAAUCCCUGAGAACAACAAAGAGAAGGGGACAGUCUCUGAGAGCACCAAGGAGAAGGGGACAGUCCCUGAGAGUAACAAGAAGGAGAAAGGGAUACCCCUGAGGCACGAGGAGCGCCCAGCCAAGGUGAAAGCCCAGAGGGAGCUGUUGUCAGCCAGGAAAGAGCCAGAGAAGAUGAAGAAAGAUGUUGGAGGCAGCAAGAAGGAGCCAAGGGAGAUCAAAAAGCCUGAAAAAGCCACAAACAAGUCAGAGGGUCUCAAGGGGGAGCCGGGAGGAAUCCAAGAGAAGUCCACAGAUGUGGAAAAAGAUGUGGGGAAGGUGAAGGAAGAGUUGGGAAAGGGUAAAGAGAUGGUGAAAGAGAGCAAAGGGAUCGGCAAGAGCACAGACAAGGACCAGGCUAAAGAAACAUCAGGAAGGAGCAGAGAGAUGAGCAAGAGCAUGGAAAAGGAGCAGGAUAAAGAGGCAUCGGGGGAGAGCACAGACAAGGACCAGGCUCCGAGGGACGUUUGGUACGAAGCAGGGAAGGUGUGGCUGAUCCAGCAGGACGGGUUCACCCUCGCCACACAGCUGAAACCAGACGUGGGGACACCGGAGCUGCCGGCGGGGAGGGUGAGGGUGCGCCGGGACGAGGAUGGCACUGUCACCGAGGUGGACGAGGACAGCGUGCAGAGGACCAACCCCCCCAGCCUGGACCAGGCCGAGGAUCUGGCCACGCUCAUCAGCCUCAACGAGUGCAGCGUCCUGAACACGCUGCGGCAGCGCUUCCGAGCCCGCCUGCCCUGCACCUACGCGGGGCCCAGCCUGGUGGCCAUCGCCACCCGCCCCGAGCCCGCCGACGGCGCCGGGAAGGUUCCCAGGGGGAAGCGGGACAACCUUCCCCCACACAUCUGCUCGCUGGCACACAGAGCCUACAGGAACCUGCUGCUGCAGCGGCACGACCAGGCCAUCAUCCCCCUGGGGCACAGCGGGGCCGGCAGGACCCGGUGCUGCCAGAGAGCCCUGGAGUACCUGGUGGGCACGGCAGGCAGCCUGGACGGCAGGGUGACAGUGGAGAAGAUCCAGGCCAUGUUCACAGUCCUGGGAGCCUUUGGGUCGGUGACCACCAGCCACAGCAGCAGCUCCACGCGCUUCUCCAUGGUCCUGUCGCUGGAUUUCAGUGCCACUGGCCAGGUCACUGCUGCUCACCUGCAGACCCUGCUGCUGGAGAGGGCCCGCGUUGUCCAGCAGCCCGAAGGAGAGAGCAGCUUCAACAUCUUCCCACUGCUGCUGGCAGGGCUGGAUGUGGCAGAGAGAACGAUGCUGCACCUGCACCAGGUGGCUGAGAGCAAUUCCUUUGGGAUCAAACCCUUCACAAAGCCCGAGGACAAGCAGAGAGCCUCGGUGGCCUUCUCCCAGCUCCGGGCUGCCAUGGGCACGCUGGGCAUCAGCGCAGAGGAGCAGGCGGCCGUGUGGCGCAUCCUGGCUGGAAUUUACCACCUGGGAGCUGCUGGAGCCUGCAAAGUUGGCAGGAAGCAGUUCCUGAGGUUCGAGAGCGCCAGCCGCGCUGCCGAGGUGCUGGGCUGCGACGUGGAGGAGCUCGGCACCGCCGUCUUCAAGCACCACCUGAGGCACAUCCUGGCGCAGGUGACAGCGCGGGGCCGGCCCCAGGCAGAGGAGAGCCCGCCAGGUACCGGCAUGCCCCAUCCCCUCCAUUUGUUUGCGGAAUUAGGAGUUUGCGAUGAAAAAUUGCAAAGCGGGUGUUUUAUUCCAGCUGGGAUGCGUGGGGAGUAUUUCCACCCAAGGCAUGGGGAUGUUUCCACCAGACAUGGGGGUGUUCUCACCAAAGAUAUGGGGGUAUUCCCACCAAGACAUGGGGAUAUUUCCACCAAAGACAUAGGGGAUAUUUCCACCCAAGGCAUGGAGAGUAAUUCUACCAGACAUGGGGGUAUUUCCACCAAAGACACGGGGAUAUUUCCACCAAAGACAUGGGGGGCACGGCUGGCACCACUCUGCUGCCUGUGGGUAAAUCCUGGCGAUCUGUGUGUGGCUCUUCCCAGGUCCUUCUCCUCCCAGCACCUCUCCAUGGCCUCCAUCGCCGUGGUGGACAGCCCUGGCUUCCAGAGCCCGCGGCAGCAGCGGAGCGAGCGAGCGGCCACCUUCGAGGAGCUCUGCCACAACUACGUCCAGGAGAGGCUGCAGGGGCUCUUCUAUGAAAAAACCUUCCUGUGGGAGAUGGAGAGGUACAGAGAGGAAAAUGUUGAGGUGUCUUUCGAUCUUCCAGAGCGCUCUCCCCUGGCCACGCUGUCCAUCAUCGACCUGAGCUGCUCCCAGCCUCAGGUGCUCCCGGGCAGCCCCGGGGCCGCUCGCCGGGGGCUGCUGUGGAUCCUGGACGAGGAGGUGCUGGUGCCAGGCUCCGGGGAUGGCACUGCCUUCGAGCGCCUCUGCUCCUACUUCGCCACCAAGGGACCCGACCAGGAGGGUGAGGGGCACCUGCGCAGGUGUGAGCAGACGCUGCACUUUGAGAUCUGCCACCAGCUGGGCACGGCCCCCGUGCGCUACGACCUCACGGGCUGGGUCAGCAAGGCCAAGUUCAACCUCUCGGCCCAGAAUGCCAUCCAGGUGCUGCAGAACUCCACGGUAGCCGCGGUCCGGCAGCUGGUGCAGCCGCGGGCGAGCGCUCCGCCGGGCUGCUGUGCCCUGGCCGGGCUGGACGGGCGCUCCCAGGCCGCCCUGCACCGCAACGCCUGCCUGAGGAAAACCUUCGCCAGCGCCUUCGCCGCCGUGAGGAAGAGGUCGGUGUGCGCCCAGAUCAAGCUGCAGGCGGAUGCCCUCACCAACCUUCUCCGGCGGUCCCAGCUGCACUUUGUCCACUGCCUCCUCCCAGGGAUGGGCCAGGAAGGGCCGGUCCCUCGGCCCCCAGCGCCACCAGACUCAGCCCCACAGCUCGAUGUGGUGGCCCUGAGGACACAGCUGGAGGGGAGCCAGCUCCUGGAUGCCCUGCGCCUCCACCGUGUCGGCUAUUCGGAUCGGCUGCUCCUCACCCAGUUCCGCAGGCGCUUCCAGCUGCUGGCUCCGGAGGUGAUGAAGAAGCACAACUCUGCCUACGAGGUGCCAGAUGAGAGCAAGGCAAUCGAGGAGCUGUUCCAGGUGCUGGAUCUGGAGAAGAAGAGCGUUGCCAUUGGACGCACCCAGGUGUUCCUGAAGCCAGGGGUGAUCUCCAGGCUGGAGAAGCAGCGGGACAAGCUGAUAGCCCAGAAGAUGACUCUGCUCCAGGCUGCCUGCAAGGGCUUCCUCAGCCGCCAAAAGUUCAAGAGAUUGAAGAUCCAGCGCCUGGCCGUCCGCUGCAUCCAGAAGAACCUGCAGGUGUUCCAGGCAGUCAGGCACUGGCCCUGGUGGCAGCUGCUGAGCCACGUGCGGCCCCUGCUCAGCGUUAACCUCGCCGAGGAGCAGCUCCGUGCUAAGGAAGAGGAGCUGGCGGCGCUGAGAAGGAAGCUGGAAAAAUCCGAGCAGGCGUGCAGCGAGCUCAGACAGACUACAGAGAGUCUGGAGAGCAAGAUCAUCGACCUGACCACGGAGCUGUCGGAUGAGCGCUACAAGGGCGAUGUCACCUGCCAGGCCCUGGAUGGGGAGCGGGCGGAGCGGCUGCGGGGCACCCGUGAGCUGCAGGAGCUACAGAGCAAACACGACCAAGUGCAGAAGAAGCUGGAGUCGGUGGAGAAGCAGCUGGAAGAGGCCCAGCAGCUGGUGCAGCUGCGUGAGAUGAAGAUCAGCGGCUCUGGAGGAGAGGAUGAGUGGCAGGUGAGGUUUGACUGUGCCCAGACCGAGAUCAUUUUCCUGCGGAAGCGGCUGGCACAGCUGGAGGAGCGGCUGGAGGCAGAGCUGGGCACCAGGACAGGGCUCGAGCAAAAGCUGGGCGAGGCGCGGGCAGCGUGCCAGGCGGCGCGGGACGGGGCGCAGCGGCUGCGGCGGCGCUGCCAGCGCCUGGCCUGCGAGCUGGAGGACGCCCGGCUGCUGGCUGAGAACCAGCAGAGCCGCAGCCACGAGCUGGAGAAGAGGCAGAAGAAGUUUGACUUGCAGUUAGCCCAGGCCCUGGGGCAAUCUGCCUUCGAGAAGAGCCUCCGUGAAAAGCUGUCCCAGGAGAACACCAGCAUCCGCUGGGAGAUGGGCAAACUGCAGCAGAGCCUGGAGCACAAAGAGGCCGAGGUGGCCAGGCUGGAGCAGCAGGUGGCCGUGCUGGCCGGCCGAGUGCAGGAGCUCAGCAUCCCCGGGGCCACGGACACGGUGCCCACGCUCAAGAAGAAGCUCUGGGACCUGGAGGGCAGCGCUGCUGAGCAGAAGAAGGAGCUGGAGCGGCAAACAGCUGCUGUGGAUCACCUGGAGCAGCUCCACGAGAGGCUGGAGCUGGAGAUCGAGAGGAUGAAGCAGAUCCACCAGAAGGAGCUGGAGGACAAGGACGAGGAGCUGGAGGACAUGCAGAAGUCCUGCCAGAAGAGGCUCCGGCAGCUGGAGAUGCAGCUGGAGCAGGAGCACGAGCAGAAGCAGAUGGUGCUGCAUGAGAAGCAGGACCUGGAAGGGCUCAUUGGCACCUUGUGUGAGCAGAUCGGCCACCGCGACUUCGACGUGGAGAAGCGGCUGCGGCGGGACCUGCGGAGGACCCGGGCGCUGCUGGCCGAUGUUCAGCUGCUGCUGGCGGCCCCAGCCGAGCCCGGAGGCGGCGGCCAGGAGCUGGAGCACCUCCGCAAACAGCUGGAAGAGAGUGAAGCCAAGUGUGCAGAGGCCCAGAGAUGCCAGCAGACAGCAGCCCUGGAGCUGGAGAACCUGCACACGGAGCUGGAGACCCUCAGCAGAAGCAAGACCCUGGUGGACGAGCAGCUGUUCCAGCUGCAGCACGAGAGAGCAGACCUGCUGAAGCGCAUCGAUGAGGACCAGGAAGACCUGAACGAGCUCAUGGAAAAGCACAAGGCUCUGAUUGCCCAGUCAGCCACAGACAUCGCUCAGAUCCGGGAGCUGCAGACACAGGUGGAGGAUGUGAAGAAAGAAAAGCAGAGCCUGCAGGAGAAGCUGCAGGCAGCUCAGGCCAGGGCGGCCCAGCUGGAGCAGUGCCCGGCCGAGCGCUCCAUCGUCAGCCGGCAGGAAGCUCGGAUCCGGGACCUGGAGAGCCAGCUGGACUUCCAGGCCGUGCAGAUGAAGCGCUUCGAGGUGCUGGUGCUGCGCCUGCGGGACAGCAUCAUCCAGAUGGGAGAGGAGCUGGAGAAGGCGGCCGAGUCGGAGGCACGGGAGAGGGAGAACACCAGGUACUACCAGAGGAGGAUGGAGGAGAUGAAGGCUGACAUGGACGAGCUGGUGCAGAGGGAGCUGGAGUCCAGCCGCCGGCGCAUGGAGCUGGAGCAGCAGCUGGCAGAGCUGGCAGAGGCGAGGCAGGGGCUGCAGGCUGACCUGGGCACCUCCAUCCGCCGCAUCGCAGACCUGCAGGUGGCCCUGGAGGGGCUGCGUGACAGCGACGACAGCGAUGCUGACAGCGCGCGGACGGCGCGGGAGUCGCUGUGCUCCAGGAGAGACACGGAUGCCUGCUCCAGUGUUGGCUCCGUGCUCAGCCUGGAGCCUGCAGAGAGUGUCAAAUCCUGGCCGAGCUCCUCCUCAGGCUGGACAUCCCUGGCGAGUGCCAGCGUGGCCGGAAGCGUUUCAGCACUGUCCGUGGGCAGCCGCAGCACCCAGAGCCUCAGGGUGAGCAGAGACACCAAGGACCCCGCUCUGAGCCGGCCUCUCUCCUCCCGGAGCUCAGCCCGGCCCGGCGAGGCUGCGGAUCCGGGGAGGACAGCGAGUCCGCUGCUGGGCUCCAGAAGACGGGAAUAUGGAAAACCUCAGGCAGAAGAAGAGCUGGAAAGCCCAAAGAAGCCCGUGGAUAGGGCAAGAGACACAUCCCCAUCGGCGCUGCUCCGGGGGGGCUCCCCGCCUGCGGACGGGAGCUUCCCCGGCGCGGUGUCCCCGCCGGUGCCCAGCAGGAGGAGGCUCUCGGGGGUGUCGGUGGCCUCGGGGCCGGUGCCCAGCUCUGCCGCCCUCUCGGAGUACGUGGAGGAGCUGCGGCGGCAGCGGGGAGCGGAGCGGGAGCUGCCGGGGCUGGGGGCCGCCUCUCCCCUGCCCAUUUACCGCACCACCGGCGCCGCGGCCCUGCGGCGCUCCAGGGCUGUCCCGGCGGCCGAGGAGCCCCCGGGGAGGCUGGAGGGGGAUCAGGCAGGGGAAGGGGAGGCAGCAGGUGCCAGCCUCACCCGCUCCUCCAGCCUGCGGAGCAUGGCCUCGGAGCCGGCCGAGCCCCCGCGUUCCCCGGCGCUGAAAAAGGCAUCGAAAUUCGGCUCCUACGACUCCCUCCUGCCGGCCCUCGACGGCUCCGGCCGCCGGCCGAGCUCCCCGGCUGCCGGGAUGGAGGUGGCGCGGCUGAGCUCCUGGAGGAGCUGCCUGGAGCCGUCGCUGGAGGAUGUGGAGCUGGGGAAGGAGCCGGAGGGAUUUCUGAGCUCCCUGCCCGGCGAUGGGCUGGGCGAGGGGAAGGGCAGCGACCCCUUCAGCUGGCGAAUACCCACCCUCAACUACGAGAGGAGAACCAAGGUUGACUUCGAUGAUUUCCUGCCGGCCAUCCGCAAGUCGCGCUCCGCCAGCAGCCUGGCCAGAGCCCGCAGGGACAGGAGGGACGGCCAGCGGCCCCUCACCGUGCGCUUCGAGGACGAGGCCAUAGCCUCGGGCAAUCUGGAGCCCUCCGAGACCAAGGGCACUGCCAAGUGCAGCCCGACCCCUCGGGAAGAGCCCGGGGACCUCUCUGACUGCUCCUCAUCCUCGGGAUCCCACCGCUCCUCCCGCAGCGCCGACAGCAUCAAGCGGCGGCCGCAGCCCCCGAGGGGCGCCGGGGAGGGCUCCAGCGGCAGGGCCGGCAGCCAGGGCAGCGGGAUGAGCCGCCGAGCCGAGGCCGAAGGCAGGGAGGACGAUGUCAGCAGCAUCAUGAAGAAAUACCUGGGCAAAGAAUAAGGAAGCAAAUUUGCAUAAUGCAACGUCCCGCUUUCUGCAGGAUCUGUUUCCAUCAAGCCCCAACCCGCAGUGAUGAUGAGCCACGUUGGGCACAGAGCUUCCCUGCUCCUGGCAGAACCACCUCACUUGAGCAGAGACUGCAAAAGGAUCCACAGAAGUCAUGGGAUGGUUCUACAAACUUUUUUUGGUCCUGGACAUACCGUGGUUUCCUCAUGCUCCUGCCCCGUUUCCCAGCGCCGCAGCUUUGCUCAGGGCCAGCCGCUGGACAAGGACUUUCCUGUUCUCCUGCAGUUGUUCAACUUGGGAGUUGGUGCUUAAAUUAAAACCCAGCGGCUGCCACAGAUGCUGAGGAUGUGCCAUGGCCUGGGAAAGCCACUCUUGAGGGGAGCUGGAGGGACACCAAACCCCUCCUGUGUAACCCACAGCUGCAGCCCAGGUGUCUCAUCCCACACUGCACUGCUCAAAAAUCAGCUCAUCUUGAGGGUGCUCUUGGGUCUCACUGUGACACCCAGCAACAGCACAGCUCUGAAACUUUUAUAAUUCCACAGGUAUUUGAUGGAUCCAUCUGUGCUUCCAUGGCUCCAGCCUGUGGGGGACACCUGGGCACAUCCCAGUGGCUUGCAAGGCACAUGGGCAAUGGGGGCUCUAUUUAAUGUCUGCUUGGUUUUUACACAAUAAAAUAUUUGCUUCUUUGACA
Onychostruthus taczanowskii (white-rumped snowfinch) is the source of this 9160-nucleotide messenger RNA. RefSeq names its product myosin XVIIIB (gene MYO18B). Gene Ontology annotation, cellular component: myosin complex. The record is from RefSeq and is a predicted model, not a curated record. Gene Ontology annotation, molecular function: cytoskeletal motor activity; ATP binding; protein binding. Lineage: Eukaryota; Metazoa; Chordata; Aves; Passeriformes; Passeridae.